This is a messenger RNA of Aspergillus melleus, 954 nucleotides long. RefSeq lists its product as uncharacterized. The coding region runs from base 1 to 954 and encodes 317 amino acids. The transcript has a single exon. The record is from RefSeq and is a predicted model, not a curated record. NCBI's taxonomy places the organism in Eukaryota, Fungi, Ascomycota, Eurotiomycetes, Eurotiales, Aspergillaceae.
AUGAGUGCAGGUUCAGGUAUUAAAAUACCAUUUGAGGUAGCCAUUAACCCAGACCUUGAUCGCGCGAGAGCACAGCAUUUUCAAUGGAUUGAAAAUGCCGGGUUGAUACCUGACACCGAAGCGCGGAAAGUGUACGAGGCCACUGAUUUCCCUCGCCUUGUUGCAUACACUUACCCAUCAGCGUGUGCACCCCAGCUAGACCUCAUCACAAAUCUGAUAGGCUGGUCCUUCAUUCUGGACGAUUCGCUGGACAAACCAGGUAUCCUCAAAGCGUCGCCGAAGAACACCGCGGACGCUUUAAGCAGCUAUCGUGAGGUUCUCUAUGGGCGUACUUCCGAGACACCUGGCGUUCCUUUGGUGACAGCUUGGAGAGAAUUUCUGCGGUGCGUUCAUGAACGAUCAUCUGAGGCCUUGAAGGUUCGACACCGCACACAUUGGGAGAAUUUAUUCGAUGGGUUUCAGCAAGAAGCAGAGAAUAACGCCAGUGGAUCUGUUCCGGAAUUCACAGAAUAUCUGGAGCUGCGACGAGCUGCCGGUGGGGUCGAGAUCUGCCUUGACUGGGCUGAAGCGAUUGGCGAUUUUGAGGUCCCCAGCAGCGUUCACAAGGACCCCAAUUUCCUCCAACUCCGAGAAGAUGCUGAUGACGUAGUCAGCAUGACCAAUGACAUUUUCUCGGUUCGAAAAGAAUACAAAGGUGGCAAUACCGACAAUGUGGUGUUUGUGCUUGCAAAACAGAAGCAGUGCACGUGGGAGCAAGCCAUAGAAAUCGCCCAGGGGCUCAUCACAGAAACUGUGGCCCAUUUUCAAAGUACCGAGGCCGAAUUUCUUCGAAGUGCCUGCUUUAUCAGUCUCACCCCGCAAGAUCGGCUGGAUACUUUCAAAUUCCUCGAUGCAAUGAAACACUGGAUGCGGGGGAGUCUCGAAUGGCAUCUAAACAGCCCACGGUACAAAUAA